AUGGCGACGGCAACCGAUGCGCCCGCACCAAAGGUGCUUGGCGUGGCCAGGCGAACAUUUGGCAUGGCCCUGCUUUUGCUUGUGGUGGUUCUGUGGACAGCGUCAAAUUUCUUGGGAAGCACUAUCUUCGCCGAUAAGACCUAUCCCAAACCCUUCUUCGUGACCUACAUCAAUACUUCACUCUUUACCCUGCCUCUUUUCAGUACGCUUAUCACUCGGACAUGGGGUCUAUGGCGAAGCAAGAAAUUGUCUCAGGUCCACUCAUUCCGGAGCUGGUUGCAGCACAUGGACUCUGAUGAUCCUAAGAAUGAAGAGCAGAGUAUGUUGCGCUCUGGGUCGUUUGAUAAUGACACCGGGCGCGAUCAUGAAAUCGACAGCCCGGGGUAUUCGCGGCCGAAGCUGGAUGAUGAAAAUGCCAAGUUGGGACUUCGAGCGACGGCUAAGCUUAGCUUAGAGUUUUGCCUUCUAUGGUUUGUUGCAAACUAUUUCGCUAUGGCAUGCCUCCAGUUUACGACGGUUGGAAGUACAACUAUCCUAACUUCUACCAGUGGUGUUUGGACACUCGUCUUCGGCGCCAUGAUUGGAGUGGAGAGAUUCACUCUACGCAAGUUUCUAGGAGUCGUCGCUUCGCUGAUAGGAAUCAUCCUCAUCUCCCGAGUUGAUCUCUCGAAGCCAGACACAGGCGAUGCCACGGCCGCCGGUAACGGGGGAAGCUCUUUCCCCCACAAAACGCCCACUGAGAUUGCCAUCGGUGAUGCCAUGGCUGCAUUCAGCUCAAUCAUGUACGGUGUGUAUACGAUUGUAAUGAAGAAGCAAGUGGGCGACGAGUCGCGAGUGAACAUGCCACUGUUCUUUGGAUUGGUGGGAUUCUUCAAUCUUGUCCUCCUGUGGCCUGGAUUCUUCGUCUUGCACUGGACUGGAGUGGAGACAUUUUCACUACCAGAGACGCAACGAGUGUGGACUAUCAUCCUGGUCAACUCGCUCUCGUCGUUCAUCUCCGACAUUGCGUGGGCUUAUGCAAUGCUCCUAACCACACCCCUCGUAGUAACAGUCGGUCUCAGUCUGACUAUUCCCCUGUCCUUGGUGGGUCAGAUGUUCCUGCAAUCCCAGUAUGCAUCCCCGGUAUACUGGCUCGGUGCUGCGAUCGUAUUCCUCUCAUUCUUGGUCGUCAACCAUGAAAGCAAGGCCCAAGAAGAAGACGGCGUCCCCAGAGCAACAGGGAGACCCUCGUCGGGGGAGUAUGAAUCCAUCACCCGCGAAGAAGAAAUGCGAUAGAUUUGGACGGAGACUAUCAUUAUGAGAACUUCAUUUGUGCACACUCUCGGUUUAGGAUCAUGGCGUUUUUUGAUACAAUACUCUGCAUUUGCGUUUCUGUUCUAUUUUGAUUUGCAUGCCUCGUACCUAGACUCUUUUUACAUUCUGACGUUGGCGAUUAGAAUUUCUCGCAGUGUGCAUAUGGAUCACUAUGACUGUCCUUAUCUAGACUGUCGGAAAACCAACAAACAAGCCACAUUCCGGAACUUGUGUACGCAUUAAUCCUUAUUGGUUGCUUUUUCUCAGAGCACAGCGACUAUGUAUUCUAAACCCUGCACUGACCAAUCGUUCUCCGAUGCGGCAGUGCGGGACGGAAGCGCCUACCUGUCCAACGAUAGUGAAGCGAGCAGCCUCCAUUCCACUCGCUGGCAGCAUGCAAUAACUAAUGCACUCACCUGUUGGUUUUACGUGUCGGCCUUUUUCUGGGGCUGAGCUACCUAGGCUGAUCAUGAGGCUCUCUACAGCGCCAGUUGCGAUUGUUUAAAUGAGG
Messenger RNA from Penicillium subrubescens, 1804 nucleotides. RefSeq names its product DMT family transporter. The transcript is spliced from 6 exons. Bases 1 to 1275 code for a protein of 424 amino acids. Lineage: Eukaryota; Fungi; Ascomycota; Eurotiomycetes; Eurotiales; Aspergillaceae. Gene Ontology annotation, biological process: regulation of peptide transport. Gene Ontology annotation, cellular component: membrane. The record is from RefSeq and is a predicted model, not a curated record.